AUGCCAAGGAGACGAAACGGUGAGAUACCCUUGCCCGACGGAUGGGAUUAUGCGAGGGACUUUGACGGAAAGUUAUAUUUCAUCGACCACAACAAUAGAAAAACGACGUGGAUCGACCCGCGAGACAGAUACACAAAGCCUCAAACAUUCGCGGACUGCAUCGGCAAUGAGCUGCCUCUGGGCUGGGAGGAAGCCUACGAUCCGCAGAUCGGGCCUUACUAUAUUAACCAUCUCAAUCAGGUGACGCAAAUCGAGGACCCGAGGCUAGAAUGGCUCAGCAUACAAGAGGCGAUGCUGAGGGAAUACCUUCAUACAGCGCAGGAGGCGCUCGAUGCCAAGAGGGAGAUGUACGAUGUCAAGAAGCAGAGGCUGUGCCUCGCUCAAGACGAGUACAAACAUUUGAACAACGCUCUAUCUACCCUCGCUGCCUCCAGGACGAGCUUGUGCUCGUCAACGACGUCUAUGACAACGACGUCAACGACGUCACGUCAUGACCCAGAUGUACUUCGUGCGGAGGUGUCGCAGGCGAGAGGAAGAGUCGCGCAACUUCGUAAGGAGCUGCGACAGGCGCGGGCAGAAGUAGCCAGCGCUCGCCGUGGUGUCGACACCCUCGCCGAAGUGGAGCAAAAACUAAGCGCGCAACAGGGUUGCUAUAAUAUUACCGAAGCCCAGGCUAUCAUGACUGAGCUGAAAAAUAUUCAAAAAUCUCUAACCUCCGGCGAAAAGGAAAAAGCCGAUCUCAUGCAGUCAUUAGCCAAGCUCAAAGAUGACCUUACACGACUGCAAUUGGGUGAAGCCUCCCCAGACCUCUCAACCCUGAGUCUUCCUCAAGAGAAACUAAGCACUGCCUCACAAACCGAUUUAUGCGCUGACUUAGUACCAAUCGGUACCAGGUUAGCAGAAAUGGCGCGGGUACGCCUACAAUAUGACGAAGCUAGGAAGCGAAUACAGCAAAUCCAGCAACAGCUAGCCGAUUUAGAAGAUAAAGUGCAACCAGGACAAGCGGAAUCCGACAAGGACCGUCUCCUGUUGUUUCAGGAAAAGGAGCAGUUGUUAAGGGAACUUAGGAGUAUAACUCCAAGGACGAGAUCGAAACAAGAGAUGAGCGACAUCCAAACGGAGUGCAAGAAACUCGAGCAGGACUUGAAGAAUGCCUUCGAAAUGUCGAACAAAUGUAUAGCGGAUAGACUGAAACUACAUGAAGAGAAGCAGUUGUUACUUCAGCAGUUGAAAGACGCGUUAACUUCUAUGACGACUCUAGAAGGGCAACUGAAGACUCUGUCAGCAAGUACUCUGUCAGUGUCGAGUAGUUCGAGCUUAGGGUCUUUAUCUACUGCGAGUAGUAAAGGGUCCUUGAGUUCGGGAAUCAGCUUUACGGAUAUCUAUGGAGGACCGCAGAUAGCGAGUUCAUUACAAACCGACAAGCCUAUCGAUAUGGUUGAUCUACACAGGAGAGUAGAAAGGCUACUCCGUGGUACAAGCUACAACGCAGACAGCAUAACCCCAGGAACAAGUAGUUCUCCUUCCCAGCCUUCGUUAUCGCCAAGAAGUAGCCUUUCUUCUGCCAGCCCACCACCUCCGCCACCGUCUUACAACCAGGUUGAAAGACAAAGGCGGCAGCAGAGAGAGCUGGAGGAGAAGUUAGCCGAAAUGAGGAUAGGAGUCGCCACGGGACUCAAUGAAGUUACAGGACUUGCCACAAUCCCAGUACAAUUGCAAGGCCCAGGGCGGCCUUGUGAGCCUUUGUCGCCCAUAUCGGAAACACCACCGCCACCACUCUCACCUAGAACUCCCUCAUCUAGUGGUACAAAUACUAGAUCAGUGUCAGCUGCAGUGAGUGAUGAGUCGGUGGCGGGCGACUCCGGUGUGUUUGAGGCGGCGCAAGGCGGAGACGCUUCUAACGCAGUUAACAGUGCACAAAUUGAAAUCAAAUUGCGCUACUGUCCCGACGAGAGUGCGUUAGAGAUUGGAAUCCUUAGGGCGCGGAAUUUGCACGCGUUGUACAUCGACAUGGGCACCGAAGUUGCGGUGCGUGGAGCGCUAGUGGUGGGCGGCGGGCGCGGCGUGGCGUUCAGCACUGCAGCGCUUGCGUGGCGAGGCGCAGCUCUAGCCUGGCGUCGGGUGCAGCGGGCUGCACUUGGCCCGCGAGCGCUGCGAGCCGCUACCUUGCAGCUAAACCUUGCCGCCGGCGCCGAGUGCUUGGGUUGCGCCCAAGUCAGCUUGGCAGACUUUGACCCAGAUACUGUAUCUCAAAAGUGGUACAACGUGCUCAGCUUCCGAAGUAUGAGGCGGGACGAGAGUUCAGAUGAAUCCACAGUCAUUUCCUCGCAAACGUCAACACUCACAAGAAAUAGAGGUCCUGAGAGUAUGACCGGAGCGGAUUGCAACGUUGAUUGUGGAGACAAUUCUGCAUCAGAGGACGAAGAAUCUCGAGAACCACUUAAUCAGAUAGUGGAAGAGGAUUCUUUUGAGGAUUACAUUCCCGAGGAAGAUAUAGCUUUGGAAGAAGACGAAGAAUAUCUACACCCCACCACCGCGGAAAAGGAGACGAAUACAGAGUGUAACUUCUGCCCAGAGGGAGCGAGACAGCUGCAUAGACGAAAAAGUCAACAAGCAAAUGCGAGUAGUGAAGAGCCUCUAGCGACGAUAAAAAGGUCACAGACAUUCUCACCACAACCACAGAGCAUCGGCAAAGGGAAAUAUAUUUGCAGAUUGAACCGUUCCGAGUCUGACUCGUCGAUGGUGCAGUACGCUCGAAGGUUCACAUUACAACCUCCUCCCACUACCGGUAUACCGUUUGACAGAAGUGUUCGUGAGCGUAGAUCUCUUAGGUGGGGUCGCGUGAAGGGCGGGCGCGGGGCGCGCGGCAGCCACGGCGGGGCGCGCCGCUCGACGCGCACGUCGCUGGACCUGGCGCUCGACCUGCAGGCGCAGCACACGCGCCUCGAGGACCUGCGGAGCGAGAUCGCUACGCUUGCGCACCUUAAAAAGCGGUUGGAAGAGGCAUGCAGCCGCGGCGACACGGCGGUCGCGGCGUGGGUGUCACGCGACGAGACGCUGCGGCGGCUGGUGAGCGGCGCGCCCGAGCCGCCGCGACUCAUGCACCGCACCGCGCGCGAGAUCUACCGCCUGCGCCGCGCGCGCAGACCCGACCUCGUCACCUUCAAAGAAAAAAUGGCGUUCUUCACGCGGACAAAAACGAUAAUUCCCGUCCCGCCGGAUGAAGAAGGUGACAUCUCUGAAGAUGACUGGGAGGAAGACCUCGAAGAGCGGAGGACCCCCGACGGCAGAUCUUCUAAGACAUCGUAUGAAUUGAGGCGGGAUACAACCAACCAAACCUCGCCCGAGACUGUUGCAAACCAAUUGGAACAGGUCGUAGAGUGCAAAAAUCCCUGUUUGAACCCUGAACCGUGCUUCGAGAACCUUCCGAAGAGAAGUGAUGAAUUGAAAAUAACAGAAGCAACGGAGAACGAAGCGAAGACUGAAGAUGUAAGAUAUGAUUUCGUCGUUGACAGAGUACUGGGUGUUCAGGUUUGA
Molecule: messenger RNA, 3537 nt
Organism: Parnassius mnemosyne (clouded apollo)
Lineage: Eukaryota; Metazoa; Arthropoda; Insecta; Lepidoptera; Papilionidae
Source: the annotation of a GenBank genome assembly